Molecule: messenger RNA, 365 nt
Organism: Neodiprion virginianus
Lineage: Eukaryota; Metazoa; Arthropoda; Insecta; Hymenoptera; Diprionidae
Exons: 3
Coding region: 63-365 (100 amino acids)
Source: RefSeq, a predicted model, not a curated record
AGUUUUUUAAUCAAAACAUUUUAAUUUAUUUAACGGACAAUUCAAGUUUUUAUUACUUAAAAAUGGGUGGACAUAAGAGGAAAUCUUCUGAUCGAGACAAAGAUUAUGAAAAAUUAAAAAAGCGACUGCGUGAAAUGGAAAAGAAGCUGGAAAAACGCGAACAGAGGAUAAACAACGACAAGGAGAAUGACAAUGGCGGUGCUCAGAAUGGAAAGUUAGAGACUCCAGGGAGCACUGUGAACGCCACACCGAAAAAUCCGGAGGAGAGAGAAACUCCAGUUAUAGAUUUAUCAAAUGAAAAUGAAACUGGGGAAACAUCACAAGAAACACAAUCAGCCAGUGGGCGUCUGAGCCAGAAGGCUUAA